Klebsormidium nitens is the source of this 249-nucleotide messenger RNA. Lineage: Eukaryota; Viridiplantae; Streptophyta; Klebsormidiophyceae; Klebsormidiales; Klebsormidiaceae. The record is from the annotation of a GenBank genome assembly.
AUGCAAUUCCCUUUGAACUUCACUUGCUUCCUUUUGAUAGAUUCUGAUUUUCAACGUGACCGCUAUUUGCGCUUUGCGGAAGUGCGCUGCGUAACUGUCGGCAUGUCGAACGACAUGCAGGCGGCCGCUUUCCUCCUUGCCAGUGUUUACACGUUAGGUUUAAUAUCCAUUUCAAAGGCGCUCGAAGCUUGGUUUGCGAAAGCAGCCCUGGGCUAUCCGCUGGUGGCACUCACCCUGCGCCUGCAUUAA